CAGCGCACGUGACGAGCGGUCUUUGCGAUGACCUCAUCCCUGGUGUGGGAUGACGUCAAAUUCAAGAUGGAUGGAAUCACGACAAGCAGGCUGAAAGCUACACAACACUGAAUAAAGUCCUGGCUGCGUGGAGGCGAGACCGUUUUCACGACGGGAUGGCCAUGGAGAGCCUCGUGCAUUACAGCAACCCCUCCCAUGCCCUCUCAGUGUUGGGGCUUCUCAACGAGCAGCGGCUGCGGGGCCAGAUGUGCGAUGUGGUCCUGAUUGUGUCAGACCAAAGGUACCAGGCCCACAAGAGUGUUCUUGCUGCCAGUAGCGAGUACUUCCAGUCUCUUUUCACACGGAUGGACGGAGACUCACUACGAGUUGUGAACCUGGACUUCUGCGAACCCGACGCCUUCGAGAUAGUUCUGAAUUACAUUUACUCCUCCUCUCUUUUUGUGGACAAAGGGAGCCUGGCAGCCAUUCAAGAGCUUGGCUACAGCCUUGGAAUCCCGUUUCUUACAAACAUUGUGUCAACGAGGCCUCACGCGUCCUACUGCGUGUCCAGAAAGCGUCUCUCGUACUCGGAGGGGGAUGAGAACGAUGCCCAGACAAGGAGCGUUAUUGUGUGUCGGGUCCAAAACAACACAGCCCACCCCUCUCACUCAAAUUAUCAGGGAAAAACAUCAGAGAGAUCUCCAUCUCCUUACUCUCCUCGAGGGGCGGCUCAGCUUCUAUCCGAACACAACUCACAUGAGUCGGUCAAGAACUCUGAGACCAGUGGGAAAUCAUCCGAGCAGAGCAAACCGCCGGAGAGGAAGUCCAGAUAUCCAUAUUCCACCAUACUGAAAGAAAAUUUAUCACACAUCAAAUCAGUCAGGCCUCAGCUGACAUCAUCGGUGUCUUUUAGUGACGCUGAUGUGCAGCACAUCAGCCUGCAGUCUGGUUCUGACCAGGAAACCAAAGAGGAGAUCGAAGAGCUCGACUACCGCUACCGUAAUAACGUUCCCUUCCAGGGUCAGGCCAGAGAGCGGAGCCAGGCCACUGACCGGAGCGGCCCACUCAUAAAAAGCCUUCUCCGGAGAUCACUGUCCAUGGACAGCCCUGUUCCAGUUUUCUCCCCAACGCUGGAACUCAAAGAUCUCCAAAACCGAGAACAAUCAGUCGUCAAAAUCGCCUCAAAGGCAUCAGGAACUGAAACAUUUGCCCACAAUGGCAACUCGACUAGAGCGUCCCCUCUGGUUCUCAGGUCCAAGUAUCUCAACAGGUAUGACAAGGAAACUCAGGUAGAAGGACACGUCAGUGUGAAAGCCGAGCCGAGCAGUCCCCUCGCCGAUCCCAUGGACAUUGUUCGGAUCACGGUCGGAGAUGCUCUGCCAGUUAAUCUCAAAGACUUGCAAACAAAUUACAGCCAGGGCUCCAGGACAGAUUUUAAUCUUCCAGGUAAGAGGAAGGAGCGGCCUGACAACAGAAGGUACCCAUUUAAGAAAAGUAAAGUAUUCAAAGAACACGUUGCUUCACAGGAGACCGAACUUCAGCAUGCAAAUAGCGACCCCGGUGAGAACAACGCAGAACCACCUCCCAAUAAGAUUUUUAAAUGCUGGAACUGCCUGAAGGUUUUCCGCUCCAGUGCCGGGCUGCAUCGUCACGUCAAUAUGUAUCACAACCCGGAGAAGCCGUACGCUUGUGACAUCUGCCACAAGCGCUUCCACACUAACUUCAAAGUGUGGACUCACUGCCAAACCCAGCACGGGGUGGUUCAGAACCCAGCGUCGUCCUCCAGCUCGUCUGUGCUGGACGAGAAGUUCCAGAAGAAGCUGAUAGACAUUGUGCGAGAGCGAGAAAUAAAGAAGGCUUUGCUCUGGAAGCUGAAGAGGAAUAAGCAGGGUUUGCAAUCUCCUUCUCUUGCCAAAAAGAGAUCAAGGUCCAGCUUUGUGUGUCCCUACUGCGGCAAAGUGUUUGUGUUCCAGUCCCAGUACAGGCAGCAUUUAAGGACACAUCCUGCUGAAAAGCCUGACCAGGACACGGGGAGUGAGAGCGUCGUCUGUCCGGAACAGGAUGAGAUCCUUCAACAGGACAACACAGACACUGGCGUUUACUCCUGCAGGCUAUGUAAUGUUAAGCUGUCAUCAAUCGUAGAGCAGGGCGACCACGAGAGAGGCUGCCGACACGCAACCGUGUGCCCGUACUGCGGCCUCCGCUUUUCCAGCCCGGUUGUCAAGAAGGACCACGAGGCCCAUUGCAGGUACAAGAAACUGACAUGCCUGGAGUGCAUGCGCACCUUCAAAUCUUCCUUCAGCAUUUGGCGCCACCAGGUGGAAGUCCACAACCAGAACAUGAUGACUGGUAAAAAUCAGAUUCACCUGAAGCAACCAGAGAACAACGAAGAGGCGCCCGACGCCCUGGGAGAGGAGCCUUACAGCGACGAGCCUUCGGCGCCUGGGAACUUUCCAGAGAACAUCAGUUACAGCGACUCGUCGGGUCCACCCAUGUAUGACUCGGAGGACUCCUCGUCCUACGUGCCCGAGGACCUGAGCAUGGGCCACCACGGCAAACUGGUUGUGAAGGAAGAGCCGCUGGAGGAGGCGGUCAGUGAGAGGGACGGUUCAGAGGCUGGGAAAGCCGGGCUUGAGGAACACGGGGUGCGGCCCUGCGAGAAGUGCGGCAACCUUUUCAGCUCCCGCAAAGACCUGGAGCGACACCAGGAGCUGCUGUGCCACAUCAAACCGUUCAUCUGCCACAUCUGCAACAAAGCUUUCAGGACCAACUUCCGCCUUUGGAGCCACUUCCAGUCCCACAUGUCGACCGCCAGCAAGGUGGGAGCCAAAGAGAUGAGCAUGCACGCUCCUCCGCUGUCUCCCUCCCCGCCUCUGACCCCACAGAACUCCGAGCGGCGCUCUCCACAAGCCUCUGUGCUCAGGUCCCCUCAGGCACCAGCAGCGGCGACCAUCCCGGAGGAGUCGAGCAGCCCAGAGCCCUGCGGCUCGUCGGCGGGCAAGGCGAGCAGGCCCGGGUCGGAGCCCAGCGGCCACGGUGGCUCCCUGUCCAGAUCCAACAGCCUGGAGAAUCCAGGCAGCCCUCACGAGCCGGACACGCUCUUCUACCACGCGCCGUCUCUGUCUGCGCUGACGUUUAAGAGGCAGUACAUGUGUAAGCUCUGCCACAGAACCUUUAAGACGGCAUUCAGCCUGUGGAGCCACGAGCAGAGCCACAGCCACAUGUAGGGCCGACGGCGCCGCCUUUCCCCAAACGCCUCACGUUAAGAUGAGCACAUCCCGGCGUCCACGAACCAGACUCUGAAUGUAAAGCUUCUUUGCUUGCCUCCAGUUGUAUAUUUCAAAGUGGCCAUGUUUAUUAAAGGUGUAAAGAUGAAUGUGCAAUCAAUUGCUAGGUCCCUCUGAGAUGAUUAUAAAAGAAGGUUAAUUCUUUGAAAACUCGUAUAAGGAUAUAUCUUUUCAACAUCUUUAGUUGUUUGUAUUUACCCAAGUAUGUGUUUUGUAAAAACAAGGUACAGAGUUGUUGCCCUCUUUAUUUCAGCUGGUUUUUCUUUAUUUGUAAAUGUGCAGCUGAAGAAGAAACGGCCGCGUACCUUUGUUUUUGUUUUUUUAGAGUGUGUGUGUGUGUGGAAGUGUUUUAAGGUUUUCAAGCUGCUACUAAAGUAACUAAUAAUGCUUUUGCAUUUAUGUUGGCUCUUUCUCUUGGUGUGAGUGGCGUCCCUUAAGAUACUAUCGGUGGCCUCGAUGAUGUAAUCAAUAUGCACUUUGUUUAAAAGCUAAACUCCGUUAUAGGACAACGCGGACAGCCGUGCUUCAGAUCAUCUAGUUGUUUGAAGUGAAAAUGAAAUGUUAAAAAUGAUCUGUUUUUCUCAGAAUGCCUUUUCAACAUUCAAUGUGUUCACUGGAUAAGAUUUCCUGUGUUGUUAAACAAGAUCAAGCAUGUAGUUAAUGGAUGUUUCUAAUAAUUAUCCCAAUAAAUAACGUUCAAUUAGGCGGUCCAGUCCAAUCAUUAAUCAAGUGUUCUUAUCAAUGGAGGAAAAGAUGUAGAAAAGGCAUUAAAUAAACUCACCUUUUACGGCUGCAGCACUCUGAAGAAAAUGGAAAACUACAACCUUUAAGAAGAUUUAACUAUUAUUUCCCAGUUUAAGGAAUCUUUGUUUUUAACCAGGUUUCUAGUCCGGGGAAGAAGGUAGAUUUAGUGAACCAGUUCAGUGUUGAUUAUGUUUCAGAUAAGAUUUCAAUAUGCAAAGCACUCCAGCUUGUUUUUAAACCAAGCAGAAUAAAUGUGUUCACUUUAAAAAAUUUGAUUUUUCUAAAUUCCAAGUUUCUUAUGUUGCUGCUGCAAAAAGAAUGAAUUUAUAUUAAGUCUUUUUUCCACCUUUCGCCAGGCCUGCCAACGCAUUUCUGCCAGUUGGAACUAAAAGAUGAUGAUACGGUUCGUGUUUUUUUAGCUGUUUUUUACUGUCUAACCUUAAGAUUCUGCAAACUGUUUCUGUUUCUCAACGCUUUUCGCGUUUAAACCUGCGGAACCAUUCAUAUGGACAACCAAACGCUGAUGGAUUUACUCAUGCUUUACACUGUUUUGAUGGCCUUAUGUGGUUUUUUGUUUUGUUUUAUUGUUUAUCUUAUAAUAAACACAUAAAAGCACAAAUAAUUUUCAGAGAACUUGUGACUCAGGCAUUUUAAGGUGGUUAAUGUUUGGAUGGAGUAACCCACAACGAGAUGAUCGAAUUUAUAAAAAAGAAAAGAAAGAAAAAAAAAGAUGAUUAUGAUUGUAUUCCAGCGGUUUUACAGUUGUAUUUAGUAUAUAUUCCUGCUUUGUUGGAUUAAAUCUUUGUCAUAAUUUAUCCUGACUGCUGCCGUUUAGAGGAAGUCAAAAUUGGUUUCUGUUUCUCAUUUUCUCAGCAGAAAAAAAAAGCUGCAUAGUGAUGUUCUGCAGAAAGUCUGUAUUGCUACUAGUGCUCUUAAUAUCUUGUGAGAAAAAAUAUUAAAGUUCCACCGAAUUGAUUCAAUUUGUGUAAAUGGAAGUGUUUGUAUUCUCAAUUUUGUACCUUUUUUUGGUUGUUUUGUUUUUGUUGGUAAACAGAAGUUGGAUCUUUUUACUCUUCCUGUGCUCUUACUGCAAUAAUUGAUAUUUGUAUCGGCAUUGGUUGCAUAAUUGUUGCUUUUGGAGACUUUGGUGUUGAAGUUUUCUACGUUUAUUUUGUGCUACACUUCUGCAAUAAAGAGUUAACAGUGGAGUAAAGAUAA
Messenger RNA from Poecilia latipinna (sailfin molly), 5228 nucleotides. RefSeq names its product zinc finger and BTB domain containing 21 (gene zbtb21). Gene Ontology annotation, biological process: regulation of transcription by RNA polymerase II. The transcript is spliced from 2 exons. Lineage: Eukaryota; Metazoa; Chordata; Actinopteri; Cyprinodontiformes; Poeciliidae. The record is from RefSeq and is a predicted model, not a curated record. Bases 156 to 3206 code for a protein of 1016 amino acids. Gene Ontology annotation, cellular component: nucleus. Gene Ontology annotation, molecular function: protein binding; DNA-binding transcription factor activity, RNA polymerase II-specific.